CCUGAGCCCCGCGCCCCGGCGGUGCCCGCGCAAGGGGCCGCCCGAGCGGGCCGCGGCGCCGUGACCCUCCUCCCCGCCCCCUCGCCCGGCUCGCCCGGCUAUAAAGGAGGGUUUUAUUCUCGGGCUCCGGUCUCACGCCAAACCCUGUCACACCGUCUAGACAAGCUGUCGUGGGGCUCGGCCCAGCUGUCACCAUGGCGAUGCAGACGAGUCCGCUGUGAAUUUUGGGGGGGAGCGAGCGAGAGCGGCGGCGGAGGAGGAGGAGGAGGAGGAGGCGGAGGAGGAAGGCUCGGCCGCCGCCGUGCCGUGCCCUGCCCUGCCCUGCCCCGCCGCCGCCCGCGGGGGAGGCACGGACCCCCCGGCGCUCUCGGCCGCGGCUGGAGCCGGCCCGGCGGGGAGCCCCGGGGAGCCAGCGGCCGCGGGCGCGGAGCGAGCCUCAGAUGCGUCUGUCACACAACCCCGGCCGAGCUAUUUAAAGUAACGGGCCUCGCCGGACUUUUGUCUCUGCCUAUUUAUGAGUCCCCGGGAGCUGGCAGGCGCCGCCGGGCAGCGCUAGGAGCCGAGCCCGCAGCGCCAGCCCCGCGGGGAAGCCAGCGCCGAGCCGGGGCCGGCGGGGGCCCGCCCGGAGCAUGACGGCGAUCCGGGCGCUCCUGCUCUGCUCCUGCCUGGGGCUGCUGCGACCGGGGGGCGGGCAGCCCUUCCUGCGGCUGCGACCCUCGCCCAGCGACAACCUGCCCGUCAAAGACAUCGUGGAGCACCCGGAUCCCGAGUACGACCCCAAGGAGCAGGACCUGGACGAGAGGACUCUGAGGAAGAAGCUGGGCAGCCAUUUCGACCCCGGUUUCAUGGCCGUGGCCGUGCCGGGGCCGGCCAACGCCUCGGGCGCCGAGGCGGCGGCGGGGCGGGGGCGGGCGGCGCUGCCGGCCGAGCUGCGGCGGCUGGAGCUGGGUCCGCCCCAGGGACCGCGCCUCAAGGUGGGCAAGAAGGCGCGGCGGAAGGUGCUGCAGUGGCUCUGGGCGUACACCUACUGCCCCGUCCUCUACACCUGGAAGGACCUGGGCGUCCGCUUCUGGCCCCGCUACAUCAAGGAGGGCAACUGCUUCGCCGAGAAGUCCUGCUCGCUGCCCGAGGGCAUGUUCUGCAAGCCCGUCAAGUCGGUCACCAAGACCUUCCUGCGCUGGCACUGCCAGGGCUGGUCCAGCCAGAAGUACUGCACCUGGAUCCCCGUGCAGUACCCGCUCAUCUCCGAGUGCAAGUGCUCCUGCUAGCCUCCCUCGGCCCCUUGCACUGCCGCCUUCUGUCGUUUGGAUGAUUUUUUUUUUUUUUUUUUUUGGGGGGGGGGGUGGAAGUGGGUUGGUGGGUUUGGUUUUCUUUUUUUCCACACCCCCCCAGCGCGGGGUGGGGGUGGGGAGGAACCGGGUUUUUGGUUUGGGUUUUUUUUUUUUUUGGACUUAUUUUAAUGUUAUUUUAUUUGAAAGGGGAAAAGCGAACCCAGGAACUGCAGGGCAGGCCAAAGGCACAGUAAAGCACUACAAUCAGAUGUCUAUUUUUAUACGUAUAUAGCCUUCUAACAAAAGGAAAAUAAAAAACUAAAAAAGAGAAAAAGAAAAAAAAUAACCAGCCGUGUAAAUAGAGAGAUUUUAAAGGAAAGGGGGGAAAUUGCAGCUGUUUUUUUAUUAUUAUUAUAAUUAUUAUUGUUAUUAUUAUUAUUUUAAAGACAUAGGACCACAUUUUAAACCUGUCCCCACAGAACCUGAGCACUUCCCUGCUGAAGGGAAGGGCAGAAAUUUCCUGUAAAGAUGAUUUUAUCAAAAGGAGAAGGGGGGGGGGGUAAAAAAAAGAAAAGAAAGAACGGCAGCAUCCCCGAAGACGGUUGUUUCUCUGUGCUGUAUUUUUUUUUGUCUUCUUCAGACCUUGUCACUGAUGUUUGAACUAAUUUGCCAAGCUCUCUAGGGUUUUUUUUUUAAGUGUAUAACAAUUAAUUAAGGAGGAAAUUUUAAAGAAAAGUACAAAUCUAUGAAAGAGUGGGAUCGUUUUGUUGUGUGGGAAUACAUAUAGUCAUGUAGAGAUGUUAAAGGAAAUUUUCUGUGUACAGUUUAUUUAUUUUUAACGUUUGUGUAUAGGAAAAAAAGCUAGAGAUUAUGCCAGAAACUAUUGGAAAUGUUUACUUGAAUAUUCCUUUAAAAACAUAUCAAUGUAAAUAUGAGCUAUCACUGAUCAAAACAUUUUUAGCAAUAAACUCUAUCUUUGAAGAAAAACCC
Messenger RNA from Harpia harpyja (harpy eagle), 2261 nucleotides. Its product is annotated as noggin-2-like. Gene Ontology annotation, biological process: negative regulation of cell differentiation; osteoblast differentiation; negative regulation of BMP signaling pathway. Lineage: Eukaryota; Metazoa; Chordata; Aves; Accipitriformes; Accipitridae. Bases 630 to 1268 code for a protein of 212 amino acids. The record is from RefSeq and is a predicted model, not a curated record. The transcript has a single exon.